Molecule: messenger RNA, 2238 nt
Organism: Carlito syrichta (Philippine tarsier)
Lineage: Eukaryota; Metazoa; Chordata; Mammalia; Primates; Tarsiidae
Gene: MTCL2
Product: suppressor of glucose, autophagy associated 1
Exons: 8
Coding region: 22-2238 (738 amino acids)
Biological process (GO): regulation of autophagy; insulin receptor signaling pathway
Source: RefSeq, a predicted model, not a curated record
AUUGAGGAGCUGCGGGCAGAGAUGCUGGAGAUGAGGGAUGUGUACAUGGAGGAAGAUGUGUACCAGCUGCAGGAGCUGCGCCAGCAGCUGGACCAGGCCAGCAAGACCUGCCGUAUCUUGCAGUACCGGCUGCGCAAAGCUGAGCGCCGCAGCCUCCGUGCCGCCCAGACCGGUCAGGUGGAUGGCGAGCUUAUCCGGGGUCUGGAGCAGGAUGUCAAGGUCUCUAAGGACAUCUCCAUGCGGCUGCACAAGGAGCUCGAGGUGGUGGAGAAGAAGCGGGCGCGGCUGGAGGAGGAGAAUGAGGCGCUUCGGCAGCAGCUCAUCGAGGCCGAGCUGGCCAAGCAGGUGCUGCAGGCAGAGCUGGAGCGGCCGAGGGAGCAUUCCUUGAAGAAAAGAGGGACCCGCUCACUGGGGAAGACAGACAAGAAACCUUCGAUGCAGGAGGACAGCGCAGACCUGAAGUGCCAGCUGCACUUCGCAAAGGAGGAGUCGGCCCUCAUGUGCAAGAAGCUCACCAAGCUGGCCAAGGAGAACGACAGCAUGAAGGAGGAGCUGCUCAAGUACCGCUCACUCUACGGGGACCUGGACGGUGCGCUGUCCGCCGAGGAACUGGCAGAUGCUCCGCAUUCGCGGGAGACCGAGCUCAAGGUGCACCUGAAGCUGGUGGAGGAGGAGGCCAACCUGCUGAGCCGCCGCAUCGUGGAGCUGGAGGUGGAGAACCGGGGCUUGCGGGCCGAGAUGGACGACAUGAAGGACCACGGCAGCGGCGAGGGGCCCGAGGCACGCCUGGCCUUCUCGGCGCUGGGCGGCGAGUGUGGGGAGAGCCUGGCUGAGCUGCGGCGACACCUGCAGUUCGUAGAGGAGGAGGCAGAGCUGCUGCGGCGCUCCUCUGCCGAGCUGGAGGACCAGAACAAGCUGCUGCUGGCUGAGCUGGCCAAGUUCCGCUCAGAGCACGAGCUGGACGUGGCGCUGUCGGAGGACAGCUGCUCGGUGCUCAGCGAGCCGUCCCAGGAGGAGCUGGCCGCCGCCAAGCUGCAGAUCGGAGAGCUCAGCGGCAAGGUCAAGAAGCUGCAGUACGAGAACCGCGUGCUGCUGUCCAACCUUCAGCGCUACGACCUGGCCUCCUGCCAGAGCACACGGCCCAUGCUGGAGACAGAUGCCGAGGCCGGGGACUCCGCCCAAUGCGUGCCUGCCCCGCUGGGCGAGGCGCACGAGCCCCGUGCCACCCGGCUCUGCAGGGCCAGGGAGGCCGAGGCACUGCCGGCGCUGCGGGAGCAGGCCGCCCUGGUCAGCAAGGCCAUCGACGUGCUGUUGGCCGAUGCCAACGGCUUCUCAGCCGGCCUGCGGCUGUGUCUAGACAAUGAGUGUGCCGACUUCCGGCUACAUGAGGCGCCGGACAACAGCGAGGGCCCCAGGGAUGCCAAGCUCAUCCACGCCAUCCUGGUGCGGCUGAGUGUGCUGCAGCAGGAGCUCAAUGCCUUCACGCGGAAGGCAGGCACGGGCCUCGGGGGCUCUGCCAGGGAGUCGGGGCCCUUUUCCACGCUUCCUCCGCUGGGCCCCCAGGGACCCUCCAAGGAGCUUUUACUGGCCAAAGACCUUGGCUCAGACUUCCAGCCUCCUGACUUCAGGGAUCUGCCGGAAUGGGAGCCCAGGAUCCGUGAAGCCUUCCACACUGGUGACCUGGACUCCAAGCCUGAUGCCAGCCGGAGCUUCCGGCCUUACCGAGCUGAAGACAACGAUUCCUAUGCCUCUGAGAUCAAGGAGCUGCAGCUGGUUCUGGCUGAGGCCCAUGACAGCCUUCGGGGCUUACAAGAGCAGCUCUCCCAGGAGCGGCAACUACGGAAGGAAGAGGCUGAUGCCUUCAGCCAGAAGGUGGUCCAGCUGAAAGAAGACCAACAGAGGGCACUCCUGAGGCGAGAGUUUGAACUGCAGAGUCUGAGCCUCCAGCGGAGGUUGGAGCAGAAAUUCUGGAGCCAGGAGAAGAACAUGCUGGUGCAGGAGUCCCAGCAGUUCAAGCAUAACUUCCUGCUGCUCUUCAUGAAGCUCAGAUGGUUCCUCAAGCGCUGGCGGCAGGGCAAGGUUUUGCCCAGCGAGGGAGAUGACUUCCUUGAGGCCAAGCUGCUCUUUCCAGGCCUCUUUUCAGAGCCGGGGAGCCAGUGCACGCCUCGCAUCGCCAUGGACCCCAUCAAGGGUCCCCAGAGUAGCCAAAAAGUCCCAGGAACCAGGGAUGACACUUAG